This is a messenger RNA of Lasiosphaeria miniovina, 861 nucleotides long. RefSeq lists its product as uncharacterized. NCBI's taxonomy places the organism in Eukaryota, Fungi, Ascomycota, Sordariomycetes, Sordariales, Lasiosphaeriaceae. The record is from RefSeq and is a predicted model, not a curated record. Bases 1 to 861 code for a protein of 286 amino acids. The transcript has 3 exons.
AUGGACCCAUUUAGCAUUGCUACUGUUGCUGCCGGGGCAACAAGCCAAGCCAUCUCCAUCUCGAAAGCUCUCUACGACGCCCACAGACGAUACAAGAACGCACCCUUGGCUAUAGUCACCAUCGCCACCAAGUCCCAGCUGAUUGCCGCCUCUCUAGAGAAACUGCAGUCUUUUCUGCUCCGUCGCGACGAUCUUUCCGAUGCCUCGGGCAAUGCACCUCUCGACCUCGUAUCUGUCCUCGACACCGCCCUGCAGGGCUGCGUCGUUGUUUUCAGCUGCUUGGAAGUCGACCUCAUUCAAAAGCUGGCUCUAAAGGCCGAGUCCGGGAAUCUUCUUAACAAGGAACGUGCAAAUAACGACAACAGGGCGUUGAGAACCGAAUCACUGCGCGCGAAAUAUCCAAACAUGCGGGCGCCACCAUCCUUAUUUGAGACUCUACCGCUGUCCACCGGCAGAUCUUCAGGCUCCGGAAACACCGACAUGUCAUUCCAGUUUGACCACCAGAUCAUCAACACCGCAGUCUACCGCAGGUUUAUUUCUCAAAGACGAGUCUCGAGGGCCAAGCCGGCAGCCCACAGUAGCCCGGGAGACUUGCCGCCAGCCGGACUCACGAGCAGGUCUGUUACAGACGACAGCGAGAUGCAACAGAUUCCAGGAAGCAACUAUUGCCUAGGGGACCCGCCUCCUCUCGCCCUCUUUACCCGCCGGAAAGAACCGGCAGCCUCCGUCUCUAACGCGCUGCCCGGCCUCAAGGAACCGCAAGCAAACACCAAGCCAGAGCUAAGGCCUAGGUUGAUAGCAGAUCCACCGCUGCUGAUCUAUGAUAAUAUGGGGUGGGGAAAGAUUGUUCAGUUGAGAUGA